AUGUGUCGCUUUCAACUAAUUGUUCUUGUAUUUUUGGCAAUUUUCACUAUUUUUUCUGUGAAUUCUUUUACUUUGUAUCGACCGAGCAAACCGAAUCAUCAUUCUGGAUCUGAUAGGUGAGAAAACACACAUUUUGUACGCUGUUUUAGUUGUGGCACGUUUGGUUAAAUCUAGUUUUGAAGGCGCAUUAGAACAAGUUAGUUGGGAUUCGCCGCGAGUGGGCAUUAAACUGUAGAAAAUUUUUCGGAGCUCAAAUUUUCUACGUGACCUCUUAGCUUUUCAUUUCAAAGUAAAUUAAUUGACAUGUUUUCACUCUACUUCCAAAAUUUUGAUUUUUCCACGUCACAAGAUCAUUGAUAUUUCGAACUGUCCUAAAUUGUUACACUUUGUUAUAUUUUGUACCCAUAUCUAUUCAAUUUCUCUGUUUUAGUCGUGCAGUUUCGGAAAACGUUGAUUUGGAUGAUACGGAUGAUGGAUCAUUUGAUCGAAUGCGCGAUGUUUUGGGAAAUAUUCGACCAAGUGUUGGAUUGAUGCAUUCGUUUACAGCACGUGAAAAAUAA
Molecule: messenger RNA, 560 nt
Organism: Caenorhabditis angaria
Lineage: Eukaryota; Metazoa; Nematoda; Chromadorea; Rhabditida; Rhabditidae
Source: the annotation of a GenBank genome assembly